AUGAUUCCAUCAGAUGAGCAACAGAGGAUGAAACAACUUGGUCAUCGAGACAAGCCUCAUCUAGAGGUACAAUUGGGAGGGGCUAAAGAACAGAGCAAGCACAAGGUGGCUACGUCAUCUGAAGACCAGAGACCGAGACAUAUGGUCGGUCACAGAGACAAACCUAAGCAAGAGGUUCAAGUGGGAGGGGCUAAAGGAGAAAGCAAACAGAAAGGGACUACAUCAUCGGAGGACCAGAGUCCAGGACAGGAGGAAGUUGUUCAUCGAGGCACACCUCAAUCAGAGGUACAAGUAGGAGGGGCCAAAGAACAAAGCAAGCAGAAAGAGUUUAUAUCAUCGGAGGACCAGAGACUAGGACAGGAGAAAGUUGUAUAUUGCGACGAACCUCAAUCAGAGAUACAAGUGGAAGAGGAGAGCAAGCAGAAAGGGAGUACAGAAAGGGAGGAGCAGAGACCGAGACACGAGGUACACGGCCGACUUCACAGACAUGAACCAGGAGCUGUUGAAGAGCAGGGCAUACAGAAGCAUAUCAGACCAUCAGAUGAGGAACAGAGACCGAAUCAGGAGGAAGUUGGUCAUCGAGACAAACUUCAAUCAGAGGUAAAAGUUACAGAGGUGAGCAGGCAGACAACGAGUACAACAUCUGAGGGACAGAGACCGGAACAUGAGGAACAAGAUCAUCUUCAGAGACAUGAUGAGGAACAGAGAGCGAGUCAGGAGGAAGUUGGUCAUCUAGACAAACCUCAAUCAGAGGUACAAGAGAAAGAGAAGAGCAGGCAGAAAGGGAGUACAACAUGUAAUCGACAGAGACAGGGACACGAGGAACAAGACAAUCUUCAAAGACAUGAUGAGGAACAGAGACCGAGUCAGGAGGAGGUUGGUCAUCGAGAGACGGUUGAGGUACAGAAUCAAGUUGCAGGUGCCGGAGAAAAAAAUUCCCCAAAUGUUUCAAUGACAUCAUCCCAAUCACCCUCAUUUAAAUAUCGUUUAAAAAGGUCUAUUCUCUCAUUAUUGCCGAAAAGGAAGAAGGCAAGAGACCAAAAAUUAGUACAAGAGCAGAUGGGGGAUGAACACAGUAGGCAGGCAGACAACCAAAGGGCUGGGUUUCACGAAGAGCGGAAAACGCAGGAAGGGACCUUAUCAUCUGAUGGACUUUGUCCGAAACAGGAGUAUGUUGUUCAUCGAGAUAAACUUCAACAAGACGUUUUAGUGGAAGGGGUUAAAGAACAGAGCAAGCAGAAGGGGACUUCAUCAAUUGGGGACCAGAGACUGAGUAGGGAGGAAGUCGGUCAUGAAGCCAAACAUGAACCAGAGGUAGAAGUGAGAGUGGCUAGAGAACAACGCCAGCAGAAAGGGACUACAUCAUCUGAGGGACAGAUACAAAACCAGCGAGAGGGAGGCGGCACAGAGCCGAGUAUUCAGAAAGAGAGGAUACAAUCAUCCGAGGAUUAUGGACUCAAAAGGUUAACACACCAAAAUCCAAGUCAUGGGCAAGUGGAUGUUGUACCUAGAAAUCCUUCAGAGAUACAAGAGACAUUGGUCAGAGAAACGACAUCACAAGUCGGACAGAUAAUGCAGAGUCCAAGUUCAGUUCAAGACAUCGCACCUGUAGGACUCCAACUAGGAGCCUCAUCCCCAUCAGCUGCUGUACUCAGAUGUGGACCUGUGCAAGUGCAACACGUUUCAGUGGAUUCCAUGCAUAUUGGCGGUGCAAAUAAUCCGACCUUCCUGGGACCCGUUAAUGAUCCUACUUUCACCAUCAUUCAGAACGUGGCUAUGCCAGAAAGCAGUCCAGGUAAAUAA
Patiria miniata (bat star) is the source of this 1803-nucleotide messenger RNA. RefSeq names its product repetin-like. The transcript has a single exon. Lineage: Eukaryota; Metazoa; Echinodermata; Asteroidea; Valvatida; Asterinidae. The coding region runs from base 1 to 1803 and encodes 600 amino acids. The record is from RefSeq and is a predicted model, not a curated record.